Molecule: messenger RNA, 1912 nt
Organism: Trichosurus vulpecula (common brushtail)
Lineage: Eukaryota; Metazoa; Chordata; Mammalia; Diprotodontia; Phalangeridae
Gene: RTN4RL2
Product: reticulon 4 receptor like 2
Exons: 3
Coding region: 1-1266 (421 amino acids)
Cellular component (GO): plasma membrane
Molecular function (GO): protein binding
Source: RefSeq, a predicted model, not a curated record
AUGCUCGCCUGGCUCCGGCGCCUGCUGCAAGGUCCUGCCUCAGCCUGCCUGCUGCUCCUGCUGCUGGCUCUGCCUCUAGUGGCCCCUACCUGUCCCAUGCUGUGCACCUGCUACCUCUCCCCACCAACCGUCAGUUGCCAGGCCAACAACUUCUCGGCAGUGCCCUUGGUACUGCCCCCCCACACCCAGCGCCUCUUCCUUCAGAACAACCUCAUCCGCUCCCUGCGGCCCGGCACCUUUGGCAGCAGCCUGCUCACCCUUUGGCUCUUCUCCAACAAUCUCUCAACCAUCUACCCUGGCACCUUCCGACACCUGCAGGCCCUAGAGGAGCUGGACCUCGGGGACAACCGGCACUUGCGUUCCCUGGACCCUGACACUUUCCAGGGCCUCGAACGGCUACAAUCCCUUCACCUGUACCGCUGCCAGCUCAGCAGUCUGCCCAGCAACAUCUUCCGGGGCUUGGUCAGCCUGCAGUACCUCUACCUGCAGGAAAACCAGCUGCUCCACCUCCAGGAUGAUCUGUUUGCUGACUUGGCCAACUUGAGUCACCUCUUCCUGCAUGGGAAUCGCCUCCGACUGCUCACCGAACACGUCUUUAGGGGCCUGGCAGGGCUGGAUCGGCUGCUACUGCAUGGGAACCGACUGCAAGGUGUCCACCGAGCGGCCUUCCGGGGCCUGGCCCGCCUCACCAUCCUCUAUCUAUUCAACAACAGCUUGGCAUCGCUGCCCGGAGAGGCACUGGCUGACCUACCUGCCCUGGAGUUUCUGAGGCUGAAUGACAACCCCUGGGCAUGUGACUGCCGUGCCCGCCCUCUCUGGGCCUGGUUUCAGAGGGCCCGGGUCUCCAGCUCAGAUGUCACGUGUGCCACCCCUCCUGAGCGCCAGGGCCGUGACCUGCGGGCUCUACGGGAAUCGGACUUUGAGGCCUGUCCCCCUGCUGCUCCAACCCGACCAGGUGGCCGUGCCCGUGGCAACAGUUCUUCCAACCACCUGUACGGAGUGGGAGAAGCUGGGGGAGCUCCCCCUGUGGAUCCCUCUACCUUAUACCGGGACUUGCCGGCUGAAGACCCCAGAGGGCCCCAAGGUGGUGACACACCCACGGAAGAAGACUAUUGGGGUGGCUAUGGGGGUGAGGACCGGAGGAGGGGAGAGGUGUGCCCUGGCCCAGCCUGCCCCACCUCGCUGGACUCUGGAGGCCCUUCCCAACAUCAUGGUUUGCCCACCCCUUUGUUCUGCCUCUUGUUGCUGGUCCCCUAUGGCCCCUGACGGGCAGGUUUAUACUUAAGAGGGUAGCAAGUGGCAGGAGGGCAGCCAAGGAUGGAGGCUAAGAGGUAAUGUUGGUCUAGAUGACCUCCUGCCUCCAUCCCUUCAGAGAUUACUACACUCCUUUCUGCUGCUACCUUCUCACUCAUUUCCUGUCCCUGCCCCUUCCAGGACACUCUUUCAAGGGACAGGGUCAUUCCUCCAUUCCCUAGUCUCAACCCCAGAAUGCUUAAUAUGGGCAUUCCUCCCCAGUCUUCACCCCUAUCCCCAGCUAUUGGCUCUUCCCUCCUCUUCCCAGGGCUGGGAUUAGGCUGAUCACAAAUCUACCUUUGGGCCCUUCAGGGGCCAGAAUAUUACUUGAGGGAGAGCAUAUUUAGUUUUCACAGCUGUCUCUGUCAGCUGGAUAUAUCCAGUGGAUUAGGGUUCCUAGUGCACCUACAAGCUGGACAAAGAUCUGCCCUGGCUCCCCAUCAAAGAACACUAUGGGGAAGUACCCCAAAUGAGGCCACUCUAAUCCUAGCAAGGGAUGACCCCUAAGGCCCCAGCUUCUCCUGGCCCUCCCCAAACCCCUGAGAAGGAAAGGAAUUUUUCCUCAUCCAUCUCUCCUGGACAUUUUUUGGAGGUGAGGGGCCCCCCGGAGACCUUUCUU